CCAUACAUUCGGUGUGUAUUGCGUGGCUAAAUGGAAUUACUAAUGCAGGUCUUAUCAGUGGCAACUGUCUUGUAAACUACGCACCGAUGGGACAGGACGUAGAGAUUCUUAACCUGCUGUAUACGGGGCAGCGUGAUGCCUUUGAAGCACGGUUACAGCAGUUUCGUCGUGUACAGCUGACGCAAUCCAAGUCAGGCAAGAUAAAUCUUUGCCGUUUGAUAAGUGGUAUAGUUCGUGUUGAUGGCCAGUACUCCUGCGUGCUCAUAGAGGAUCUUUGCAACCUAUUGAACGAUGGUGACGCAGCGGUUCGUAACGAAGCGCUGCAUUGCUUUGCGGCAACAGCUCAUAUAUUCAUGUUCCACAUAAUGCUAUCUCGUGGGUUAUACCCAUGUAGUGACGCCACUCGUGAUUCCUUAUCUGACUUAUCUUGCGCACUGAGUUUGGUGAACCACUUAGCAAUUGGCGUCGACGCCAGUGACUGCCGUGGGAAGCAUGGCGUCGGCAGCAUUUCAGAGCUUGUUCAUCACGCUUCAAAGUCACCUGUUGCCAAUGCUAUCCGCGUAGUCAUGAUAUCGCUUGCAAUGGGAGGUCAGCUUAGGUCAGUGCCUGGAGACGUGAAUUCACCUGAGGAAAACCGUGAGCACUCCGGUGCUACAGAAGAGCGCUCAUUUGUAAAUCGCAGAUAUGACCAUGAUGACUGGCGUUCCGUAAUCCGUGGCAAUGCCGAUAUCCUGGGCCAGGUAUCGCAAUGGUGUUUAAAUGGAACCCGGGCACUGCGCGUGUGCAUUAACGGAGCUACUAAAUCCAAUACUCCAUCGACUUUAUAUCGUAGUCUUUUGGCAGCUGAGGCUGCUACCACGCUGAUAUCGCAUUACCCAAAGCGGUACUUUAAGGUCCUGGCACCUGCUAUAGUAAGUGCGCAUACUCACUUGUACCGCACAGUGACCGCCUAUGAGACCAUGUUAUUCCGGUUAUUCACCAGUGCUCGAGUCCUGGAGUUCCACCAUACCAUGGUGCGCAUGUUGAAUGACGCCGGGUACGAGUGCGACCUCGUUGGCAUGUACAAGAGGUCGCACGUAGCCGCUAGCGGCAACCGUUGUUACAUUGCCGGUGGCGAACCCGGAGUGCGUGAAGACGAUGCCGUGGAUAUCAUGUCGAUAAUAGAGCGAAGCUGUACCCCGGAGGAGCGUCUGCAGCUGGCAAUGACUCGGGUUGAGCCUGUAAUGUCACCCGAGGAGUUGAAGUCAUACAAAGCGGCGCAGUCAUUCGAGAUGGACACUGCCGCACUACGCUUUCUACAUUCCCCUGAUACUACCUUCGAUUGCUCGUCUCACGGCUUAAGGCUUUCCGCUGUGAACCCCGAGAAAGCCCCGAUAGAUGACGUUGAUUGCGUUGCUAAUGUCAAGUUCACCAUCCCGGCGAAAUCAUAUGAUGUUGUCCCAACACGCUGUGAUACUAUACAGGAGUACCAUAAAUUAUACAGCUCACUUGUGGCAACCCAAAUGAUGGAUACCGCGGUAGCAUACCGCUGUCAUUUGAAGACCCGUGUAAUACUAGGUAACCGUCGCGAUAGGUUCGAUGCAUUCAGUCGUACGCUAUUUAACAAGGUACUACUCUCAUGUGCCCUGCCGAUUGAUACCCAGCGAAUCCUAUUCCGCUCGUUGAUUGACCACAUAUCUCAGAUGGUGAUGCUGGAGUUUGCAUCGUCCAAUGGCUUGAAGCAUUCACGUGGACGCGUGGUAGCCCCUGCAUUGACCGAUGCCCGUGCAGCAGGGGUUGAUGAAUUACUCAACAUAGUAGCCUCGGAACGUAGUUCCGAGCCUUUGGAACGCUUUUUGGAUUGCGUCAACUCUGUGUUGCUGACCAAGUCAUGUAUAGACCUUGGUAGGGCAUACGUAAAGCAGGAAUACACAUCACGGAUGUCUUACGACGAGAUGGUUGAUAUGGUUAUCCAAAGGAUUUACAGCAGUGAUAUACUGAAACAAGUUGAUAUCCGUGAUGCCUACGUGCUUCAGGUAUGUAGGUUUCUACUCAACCUACCACUGGUACCAUUAUCAUUGGUUGACCAGAUAAAGUCAUGGGUAGUGGAGCCAUGUAGUAUCAGGCUUGCAUUUUCACUAACAUCCAACAUACUGAAGCGAUCCCUGGAUACUAAUUUAAAACAACUUGUAUUAAGCCUAUUCCUUGGUUUUAUAACAUCGGAUGAUAACGACAUCCGAGGUAUAUUCCUGAAGCUAGUGUCGUCCCCCAAGGGACUGUAUCACGUACGUACUGAAGGGCAUAGAUACAGUACUGCAUCACGUGAGGUUGUGCAUGAAAGAAUAGUAUCCUGGAUACGCAACGGUGGUGGUUGUUCUGCUUGUGGUCUAGGACCAUACCUUGCAACUGAAUUGGUCCAACAGUGUGAGACCAUGUUCAGCCGUCCUUUAUGGCAGUGGCCCAAGGCCCUCCUAGGCAAGAUAUCAUCUAGUCACAUGCCCACAGAUGAAGUGUCCACCACUUGCGAGUGGGACUCGCUACUCAAGAGAGCCAACAGCGAGCUUGAUGCCAUGGACCCAAUUGACUGGUCACUGUUACCGUCAAUAUGGCUUGAGGAGUUAUUCGCUCUAUUGGCUAUGCCGGGACGCUUUAAUGGACACCCAAUAAUCACGAAUAUUGCUACAAAGUGCCUAGAAAGCGGAUCACAGAGUUUAUACGAGCCCAUAGUUGUAGCCUCUGGGAAGAAUGGGUGUCUAGUUCCAUUUGUAUGUGAUUUGGCACUUGCAUUAGGAGAGCAUGUGUAUGACAAGGCUAAGGAACACUGCUGUACACAUGUUGGAGAGAUAGCUUACGUCCUGAAGCUGGAUGGGUCGAGUAAUCAAUUUUUGAUAUCACUGAUCAGUGAUGUACGUAAAAUGUGGCUUGAUCCAAAGUAUCAAUUCCUGGACAAGUGGUCAGAACCGAAUUCAUCUGCCAAAUCACUAGUAGACACCGCAAUGUGCCAUUUGGCUACGUGUGAGGAUUAUGCAAUACAACUGUGCCCAUUCAUAAGUGCCGACCAGUUGGAGUCACUGGUGACGCACUUGUUUAACAGGGGCACCGAGGACCAGUUGAAGCAUGUACUCAGUUUACUAGUAGAGGUGCCACAUACAUUCAGACGUGAGCAGAAGGAACUUAACCUAGCAUUGCCUCAGCAUUUCAUGUACCACUGCUACAGCGUUAAACCAGUUAAGGACCAAUUAAAACGACAGACGGGACUACUCGAUCAUUGUAUCGACUCUUGCGUAUCAGGAUACAUGCCCGUGGAAUCAGCACUAUCGGCAUGUACAUUGAUAGUCGAGAGCCCAGAGGAGGUUUCGUUCGUCUUCGGGAGGGUGUUGUGCCAACUGGUACAAAAGGUUACCCAAGCUCGCAGUGUAGUUGUGCAGUCGAUUUUACCAGCACUUUUCAAACGCAACGCAUGGGUUAACAAGAUGCUCUGGCGCGGUGUUAUCAUUUGCAUGACUACAUUAUGGCCUGGUCAUAAGGAGUACAUUUGCAGGUUACUCCUGCUGCUGCCGCCGGAGUACGGCGAAGCCACUAUCAAGGCGCUACAGAUACAACACAACGUCAUAGCUUACAUGGAGUCUACACUGCCUCAACUUGACCACACCGUUCACAUACCGAGCUAUAUCAAAAUGAUGCUGUCACUCUAAUGGAGUUAAUCUGUAUAGC
Babesia bovis T2Bo is the source of this 3693-nucleotide messenger RNA. RefSeq names its product Symplekin tight junction protein C terminal family protein. The transcript is spliced from 4 exons. NCBI's taxonomy places the organism in Eukaryota, Apicomplexa, Aconoidasida, Piroplasmida, Babesiidae. The record is from RefSeq and is a predicted model, not a curated record. Bases 87 to 3674 code for a protein of 1195 amino acids.